GAGUCACAAAAUAAUGCCACAAGACUCACACGACCAGCGUUCGCCUCACCACAGUAUCAACUAACUGAACUAACAGUCGUGAGACGUGUUGUACUGUUCUGUGGUAGUGUUGUAUAGUCGAGUACGGUCUAGACGACAAGGGUGUACGGCGUGUAGUGCGUACUGCGUAGUGGACUAACUGUGUGCUGUACUACUGUUUAUAAAAUCAUAAAUUAUAUCAUUUUCAGCGAGUUGGACGCGGAGCAGAAAUCAGGUGAUAUACUGACAUUCGUCAAUCAAUCCCGGGUUUGCCCCAAAGCUGUUGUUUUUUUGGAGCAGUUUUAAUUAUUUUUGUUCGCCAUGUAUCCGCAAAUGAACAAAGACAAUUUGCCAUCAGCUCCACCAUCCUACGUGGAUUCGAUGAAUGCUCCAAAGUAUGAGAUCAAUAAUCCGAACUAUAUUCCGACUAACCAUUCAUACAAUGCAUCUACAAUGGGGCCUCCUCAGGCCACUCAAGUGGUUGUUGUUCAAGGGAACUUACCACCACUUGGUCCAAGAUCAGUGCAGUUGACAUGUCCUACAUGUAGAGCAUUGGUGAUGACAAGAAUUGAAGAAGAGCCAUCUUCUAGUGCUUAUUUCUGCUGCAUGUUGAUGUUUAUUGUCGGGUGUUUUGUUUGUUCAUGUCUACCAUUUUGCAUGGACAACUUUAAGAAUUGUAAGCAUUCAUGUCCAAAUUGCAAUUCUUUCAUAGGAGUUUAUAAGUCAUCAUAAGCCAAUAAUGUUAUUUUAACUGUAAAUUUCAUUAAGUGUACCAACUGCAUACAGAUACAAUAUUUUAUUCCUUAUUAUAUUAUUAUUUCUAACUUAAAUGUAUUUUUUAUAUUUCUUGUUUGGUAAACUAUUCAAUUUUCAAAUAAUAAUACACAAAACUCUGAUUGAGUUUUUGGUGAAUACAAUUAUCUUUUAAACUAUUGGGAUAUUUUUGAUCAAAUGUUAUCUUACUCUGUUAAUACAAUUAAUAUAUUUGUGUUAUACAAAAUAAAUAAGACAUAAGGAAUAACUGUUUAUAUAACUAGUUUUACACAUUGAAGUUUAUUUUAUUAUAUUUACCUUUUAAUCAAAUUAUAUUAUAUAACUCUAAUUAUUAAGUUACAAGUUGUGUUUAAUAAAAAGCUCAUUGAUA
Molecule: messenger RNA, 1162 nt
Organism: Rhopalosiphum maidis (corn leaf aphid)
Lineage: Eukaryota; Metazoa; Arthropoda; Insecta; Hemiptera; Aphididae
Product: lipopolysaccharide-induced tumor necrosis factor-alpha factor homolog
Exons: 4
Coding region: 340-750 (136 amino acids)
Molecular function (GO): zinc ion binding
Source: RefSeq, a predicted model, not a curated record